Molecule: messenger RNA, 2715 nt
Organism: Ixodes scapularis (black-legged tick)
Lineage: Eukaryota; Metazoa; Arthropoda; Arachnida; Ixodida; Ixodidae
Product: relaxin receptor 1
Exons: 19
Coding region: 152-2455 (767 amino acids)
Biological process (GO): G protein-coupled receptor signaling pathway
Cellular component (GO): membrane
Molecular function (GO): protein binding; G protein-coupled receptor activity
Source: RefSeq, a predicted model, not a curated record
CCGGCGUCGACGAAGUGCGCGCCCGUCGUGGUGCCCCCGUGUUCCUCUUCGUUCAGCCAUGUGGCCAAGACCGUUCUGACUCAGGGUGAUAGUUGUGCGGAUACAGUGUGCUGGAAUCAUCAACCGCACCCGGAAUCCGGGCCCGUCUUCGAUGGCACGUUCCCUGGCUUUUGCUCUGGUCCUCGUCUCCCACGACUGGCUUGGAGGCGUGGCCGAUUGUCCUCUAGGCUACUUCCCCUGCAAUGCGAGCGAACGCUGCCUUCGGAGGGAGCUCAUCUGCGACGGACGACGGGACUGUGAUGAUGGCUCAGACGAACUCAGCUGCGGCGACGAACACAUGAAGAGAUUCUUCGCCAACUACUACAAGAAAAGACCGGACGAAGAUCGAGAAAAAAGGUCCAGUCAAUGUGACUGGGUACAUCCAGGCUGCCGCUGCAUGGACCGAAGUUUCUACUGUGAAAAUACUGGCCUUCAAAAGAUACCAUCAAACAUUCCGGCUAACGCCACGGCUCUGGACCUCUCUGGAAACACAUUUUUGGAACUGGAAACGAUGACAUUCCCUCUAAUGCCAGACAUGAAAGUCUUAUUGUUGUCGUACUCUCAAGUCACAUACAUCGGAGAAGAUGCAUUCAAGAACAUACCGAAACUGAGGGAACUGUUCCUUGUCGCAAACAGUAUUCGCAACCUCUCUGCGGGCACGUUCAGGAGCAGCAGAGACCUUGAAAGAAUGAUUCUGUCUCACAACCCUAUCUCCGACAUUUCACCGGACGCUUUUGAAGGCCUGCAGCACCUGACAACCCUUGAUCUUCGCAACUGUGCAAUCAAGCGUUUGCAUCCGGAUCUCUUCAAACAUUUCGAAGAACUGACGGAGUUAAUGCUGGACAACAAUCAAAUUGAAGCUAUUGAACCGAAUCAAUUUCAUCAGUUGGAAAAGCUACAUAUGCUGUCACUGACUGGCAACAGGCUGACACGGAUCACUACGAACGGGCUCUCAGGAUUGACAUCACUUCACAUUCUAAACCUUGCAUUCAACAGGAUCUCGGUCCUGGUGACUCCAUUCACGGAACUGAAAAGUCUGCGCAUUCUAAACUUGGAAGGCAACAACCUUGACGUGAUACCAAACGAGACAUUCUGGCCACUUGGGAACAUGCAAUCUCUAAAUCUUCGAAAAAACGCCUUCCAAACGUGCUCAGCCGCCUUAUUCGAGCCACUCCCAAACAUAACACACCUCUACUUCAGCGAAUUCAGCAUGUGCUCUUCGGCGCUCCACGUCCGCGUGUGUGAGCCUCGUGGCGAUGGCAUCAGUUCUCUGGCGCACCUCCUCGACAACGUGGUCCUGAGGGUGUCCGUCUGGGUGGUGGCUCUGGUAGCCUGCCUCGGGAACGUGCUGGUCCUUGUGGGGCGGAUGGUGCUUCGAGAACAGAACGAUGUUCACUCCUUUUACAUCAAGAAUUUGGCGCUCGCCGACCUCCUGAUGGGAGUCUACCUCAUUGUGAUCGCUUCGCACGAUGUCCGCUUCAGGGGAGAGUACAUCCGACACGACUACCAAUGGCGCCACUCCUGGGGCUGCAGUGCAUCGGGCGUUCUCUCUACAGUGAGCAGUGAAGCGUCCGUCUUCACCCUGACAGUCAUUACAGUGGACAGAUUCGUAUCCAUCAUGUAUCCGCUCUCGCUCAAGCGUAGGACGCUCAAGUUCGCCUGGUGGUGCAUGACCCUAAUCUGGACUGUUACUUUGCUGAUGGCCGCCGUGCCAAUUUUCUGGCCUGACUACUAUGGCAAGGAUUUUUACGGCAGCAACGGUGUCUGCCUCCCGCUGCAUAUUCACGACCCGGGUUCCAGAGGCUGGGAAUACUCGGCGUUCCUGUUCUGCACAGUAAAUAGCAUCGCAUUUAGCUUCAUCACCUACGCCUACCUGACCAUGUUCUUCACAAUCACCCACUCGAAGAUUGGGCUGCGGUCGACGCAGCAGCUGCAAGACCGCGCAAUUGCAAAGAGGUUUUUCUUCAUUGUCGGCACCGACUUUCUCUGCUGGAUGCCCAUUGUAGUCAUCAAGAUUGUGGCAAUUGCAGGAACGAAAAUAGACGAAACGCUGUACGCUUGGGUGGCGGUAUUUCUGCUGCCGGUCAACUCGGCGCUGAACCCGGUGCUGUACACGCUCACGACGCGGCUCUUCAAGCAGCAGCUCAACAGGCUCCUCUCCAACCUGCGCUCGCUCAAGCGGGCGCCGUCGGAUCGGCACUCUGCGCAGUCGUGGUCUUCCCUUCCGUACCACAGGAACUCCAAGAAGACCCUGCUCACGACCUUCUCUGACCCCACCUUUUGUCAGACACGCCUCAAUCCAGCACAGAAUGGUACUCCCCUACGCACCAUGAGCCCUACAAGAACUGUCGCUGUCCACGUCAACGGCAAGCGGAGUCUGGGGCCGAGGAGUUCCCGUCGCCAAGAAUUUGUCUGAAACCUUUAAAGUGAAGGAAUCCCAAAGAGUGCUCAUUUUAUUUUAUAUUCAUCGUUCACCGAGUUUGGACAGUCUCUGAAAAAGAACUGCGCUGACGCCGACCAAUCGGACGGGCGUUGUGAUCUGGCACCGAUCUCCGUCUUGUGGUGCUCAAGGGUAUGAUGCCAAGGUUGGACGCUCACGUCUGCGCCUCCGUGGUGCGUAUAAUGCUACUUCCAGCUUCUUGUAGCUCAACAAGGUUAUCCGUUUCUGCUCCUCUA